AUGGUUUCCAACAAAUUCUUCGCCAUUGUAGCUGGCAUCGGGCCCGGAACUGGUCGAUCAGUCGCUCUCCGCUUUGCGGAGUCGUAUCCAGUCGUCUUGCUAUCCCGUCAACCGGAGAGCUACAAGGACGUGGUUGCCCAGAUCAACAACGCUGGCGGGAAGGCGAUUGGUAUCUCCACCGAUGCAACAGACCAGUCAUCUCUCAAUUCCGCACUCGAGUCCGUCAAGAAGGAGUUUGCGGAUUUGCAGCUUGUGGCGGCGAUCUACAACGUCCGACCCAAUGUACGGGGAAGCCGCAAACCCUUCCUAGAACUAAACCUGGGGGAUCUGGACGCCAGCCUCAACGGCAAUAUCCGUGGUCUCUUCAACUUUGCGCAAAGCGUGUUGCCGCUACUUCUCCAGUCUGUGGAUAGUUCUCCGUUACCACCAACGUUCAUCGUCACCGGAGCGACUGCAUCGAUCCGAGGCUCCAAACUAUGGUCUGUCAUCGCGGCCGGGAAAUCCGGUGGCCGGAUCUUGACACAGUCCCUUGCCAGGGAGUUCGGUCCGGCGGGAGUGCACGUCGCGCACGCCAUCAUCGACGGUGGCAUUGACGUGCCUGACGCGGAGCAUGCUGCUCGCAAUGAUGCAACUCCAGAUGGCAAACUAAGCCCUUAUGCUAUUGCUGAAAGUUACUGGAGUCUGCAUACGCAACACAAGUCGGCCUGGACACAGGAGAUUGAUUUGAGGCCAUUCAACGAGCAUUUCUAGGCCAUGGCUCUCUGAUGAUUUGGGUAGGAUGACGCUCGAUAACAACAUGGAGGAAAGACAUACUGCCACGGCUCAAUCCUGCUUCAAGACACUUGUAUGCUUGUGGUUGACAUGGAGAACAGAGGCAGUCUCCCCCGUGAGUCAGAUGAGGUGCGGGACAGGCUUAGGCAAUAG
Messenger RNA from Cladophialophora immunda, 924 nucleotides. RefSeq lists its product as uncharacterized. The transcript has 3 exons. The record is from RefSeq and is a predicted model, not a curated record. The coding region runs from base 1 to 750 and encodes 249 amino acids. NCBI's taxonomy places the organism in Eukaryota, Fungi, Ascomycota, Eurotiomycetes, Chaetothyriales, Herpotrichiellaceae.